Messenger RNA from Pistacia vera, 1695 nucleotides. RefSeq names its product O-acyltransferase WSD1-like. Lineage: Eukaryota; Viridiplantae; Streptophyta; Magnoliopsida; Sapindales; Anacardiaceae. The coding region runs from base 53 to 1555 and encodes 500 amino acids. The record is from RefSeq and is a predicted model, not a curated record. Gene Ontology annotation, cellular component: plasma membrane. Gene Ontology annotation, biological process: triglyceride biosynthetic process. Gene Ontology annotation, molecular function: diacylglycerol O-acyltransferase activity; long-chain-alcohol O-fatty-acyltransferase activity. The transcript has 7 exons.
UCUUGUGUCUCUAUAUUCUUUUGCUUAAUUUCUAUAGCCAUUUAUACUGAAAAUGGAAACUCUUCGUAAACGUAUCAGAGUGAAGACAGAUGUUAAAGAGCCGAUCCCAUUGAACGACAGUUUGGAAAAUCAACCUUUGAGUCCGGUUGCUCGUAUGUUUCAUGAACCUGAUUCCAACGUCUACAUUAUUGCCAUAAUUGGAGGGAAGACAAAAAUCAACCCCGAAGUUGUUAAAGAAAGGUUACCGCAUACUUUACUUAGGCACCCUCGUUUCUCUAGCUUGCAGGUUGCGGAUGAGAAGAAUGGUGGGAGGCUAAUAUGGGUUCCAACAAAGGUGAAUUUAGACGAUCACGUUAUAGUACCAGAACUAGAUCCAAAUAGCAAUGACUCACCUGAUAAGUUUGUGGAAGAUUACGUCUCAAACCUGAGCAAGAAUAGAAUCAAAAUGUCAAUGCCAAUGUGGGAUCUCCAUCUCCUUAAUCUUAAAACCUCUGAUGCUGAAUCUGUCGGUGUGUUUCGAAUACAUCAUUCUCUUGGCGAUGGUGCUUCUCUCAUGUCCUUGUUCCUUGCUUCUACUCAAAAGGUUUCUAACCCAGAGGAACUUCCCACCCUUCCAUUGUUUAAGAAAGUCAAUUUCAGCAACUCAUCUGGAGGGUUCUGGGGAAAACUAAUCAAAUUAUGGUUGGUUAUGUCGCUGUUUUGGAACACUCUUGUUGAUGUUGUGAUGUUUCUUGCUACGGCAUUUAAGCUCUUAGGGGAUACGAAAACUCCCCUCAAAGGGACCUUGGAGACUGGCUCUAAUCCUCGACGAAUUGUUCAUAGAUCGGUCUGUUUUGAUGAUAUCAAGCUUGUAAGGAAUGCAAUGGGGAGUACAAUCAAUGAUGUUAUGCUAGGAAUCACCCAAGCUGCUUUGUCUCGUUAUCUCAAUCGAAAAUAUGGGGAGAGUAACAAGAUUGACGAGGGAUCAUCAGAAAGAAGUAACAAUCUCCCAAAUAAUAUUUGUCUUAGAGCAACUUUUUUCAUAAACAUUAGGCCAAUUCCAGGGAUUCCAGAGCUAGCUGAUAUGAUGAAGAAGGGUACUAAAGCAAAGUGGGGUAACCAGAUCGGUUAUUUGAUCUAUCCUUUUACAAUUGGAUUACGAGAUAAUCCAUUAGACUAUCUUCGAGAAGCUAAGGCUACCAUGGAUAGGAAAAAAAAAUCUCUAGAGGCUUUAUUUUCCUAUUUUUUUGCUAAAUAUUUUCUCAAGUUUUGUGGUAUGAAGUUGGCUAGCUUUCCAUCUCAAACAACAUUGUGGUUCUCAAAUAUGCCUGGACCCCAAGAAGAAAUCAGUUUUUAUGGCCAUCCAGUGGCUUAUUUAGCCCCAAGUUGUUAUGGACAACCCAAUGGAUUGAUGAUUCAUGUUGUCGGUUAUGCCAACAAGAUGACUUUCGUGUUAUCAGUUGAUGAUGGCAUAAUUCCUGAUCCUCAUCAGCUAUGUGAUGACCUUGAAGAAUCUCUCAGAAUUAUCAAACGUGCAGUCAUUACUGGAGGACUGGUUAAGAAAGAUGUCAAUUGAUGGGUGAACUAUAAAUAAAAAGACCAUGGAGAGGAAGGCUUAAUGUCAUAUCUGUCUAAAUAAAUUUGAUUUUAGGAUUUAUAAUUGAGUGCUUGUAAUAACGUUUCAGAUUGUCCAUUGUCUAAAUUAAUGCAAUUAUA